AUGCUCAGCAUUAUGGCGCACGUAAAAUCGAACCAACGUAUCGAGGACCAUCGCAAUCUCGCCGAUUGGUCGUUCUACGCGAAUGAGUCUUCAGGCGAGCAGUACUACGAGAUGCCCAUCGAUAUGCGCUUCAACUCGGGCCACAUCCUGUCCAUCAUGGUCUACACCACACUGAUGGUUUUUUCGGCUACCGGCAACAUCACCGUGCUCAGCAUCCUUGCGCAAAGGAAGGUACGCGCCUCGUCUCGCAUCAACAUAAUGCUCGCACAUCUGGCCAUUGCUGAUUUGUUGGUAACCUUUCUCAUGAUGCCACUAGAGAUAGGGUGGGCUUACACGGUCAGAUGGACCGCUGGGGACUUGAUGUGCCGUGUGAUGGCUUUCUUCCGCACCUUUGGACUGUAUCUCUCCAGCUUCAUCUUAAUUUGCAUCUCAGUUGACAGGUACUUUGCGGUUUUGAAACCUUUGAAGGUGCAUGAAAAUCGUGCAUUUUUAAUGAUCACUGCCGCUUGGAUAAUGUCCGGUAUCUGCAGUUUACCGCAGUCGUUCAUCUUCCAUCUGGAAGGACACCCGAAUAUCACCGGCUACCAGCAGUGCGUCACGUACCAUUUCUUCGAGGAGGAAAUUUAUGAAAUCAUUUACAACGUGCUGGGAAUGUGUCUCAUGUACGCGUUUCCACUGAUUGUCAUUCUGUUCUGCUAUGGCUCGAUAUACUACGAAAUCUUCAGCCAAACUAAUCCCAGAAACCUAGAAAGCUUCCGUCGUUCGAGUAUAGACGUGCUCGGAAGAGCGAAAAGAAAAACGCUACGGAUGACCAUAACCAUCGUGAUAGUGUUCGUUGUUUGCUGGACGCCAUACUAUGUUAUGUCCUUGUGGUACUGGCUGGAUAAGGAGUCGGCCAAAAAUGUGGACCAGCGUAUACAGAAGGGUUUGUUCCUGUUCGCCAGCACGAACAGCUGCAUGAACCCAGUGGUGUAUGGUAUCUACAAUGUGCGGAAGAAACACCACAAAAACCACCUGAAAACUCAGGAUAAAAGCUGUGGCAGUCACUUAACCGUGAAGGUGUGA
Molecule: messenger RNA, 1065 nt
Organism: Anopheles nili
Lineage: Eukaryota; Metazoa; Arthropoda; Insecta; Diptera; Culicidae
Gene: AkhR
Product: adipokinetic hormone/corazonin-related peptide receptor variant I
Exons: 7
Coding region: 1-1065 (354 amino acids)
Biological process (GO): G protein-coupled receptor signaling pathway
Cellular component (GO): membrane
Molecular function (GO): peptide binding; adipokinetic hormone receptor activity; vasopressin receptor activity
Source: RefSeq, a predicted model, not a curated record